UGACAUUUCGAGGUUCUUCAAACUUGAAACUUCAUUUAAAAUACAAAAAACAACAAUGCGUCUAUGCUUGUAAUAUUUUUAUUAAUUUUUAAGAAAUAGAAAAUGAUAUAUCACGGCCGGUUUCAAUUAAAUCUACUUCUGACUCUUCUUAUCUGUGGAUUUCAUAUAGGUUUACAAUAUGAUAUGGAUGAGGAAGUUGCCAUUGAUGUUCCAAGAGAUGAGGACAUGGAAAUGGAAACAGUAGAUGACUCGGAAUCACUAUUGUCCAAUGUGAUGUCUGACAUGAACAGGACUCUUUCUAACUUAUACUUUCAUGUGACAUCAUCAAAUGUAACAGUUGAUAACAGUACUCAGAGCCUCAAUGAAACAAAAAAACUAGUAAAGUGCAAGGAAAUUGUGUACGAAAGUGCAGAUAUUGAGCCAGUAGUGGAACUAAUAAAUGGAAGUGCAUUAGGAAAGCUCUUACAAGUGAAGCCAGAUAUUUCAGGUCGAGAUAUAGAAGCAGAAUGUGUUUUAGUUCUGUUUUAUACUACAGUAUGUCCAUUCAGUGCUCAUGCUGCCCCACACUUCAAUGCAAUUGCUAGAUCAUAUCCUAAUAUUAAGAUGGUAGCUUUAGAUGCCAUGAGAAAUCAUGGUAUAAAUACACAGUAUGGAAUUGUCGGUGUGCCGACAUUGAAAAUGUUCCACAAUGGAAGACCAGUAGGAAAGUUCAAUGGAACAGAGUACAGUAUACAUUUGUUUAGUAAAUUUGUAAAUGCUAUUACGGGUCAAAACCCACAAGGCGUACUAGUGAUGUCUAAAGAUUUUCAUGGGCCUGUCCCAAGUGUUGUAGAGCAACAGACAGAUUACUUUCUGAUAUUGUCAUGGAUGUUUAUUGCGGUUUGUUCAAUUUAUUACUUCAUGGAGUCAAAAUGGUGGACAAUGAUUGUGGAAAUGGUGCAAAAUAAUUGGAGGGAAUCUGUAGCUCAGCAUGAACAUAAUGAUUAGUUAUUUGUGUAAUUAUGUUUUUAUUUAUGAAUAAUUGUACAUAUUUUAAAGACUAUAAAGAGGUUUGUAUCAGUAAAAUUAUAUUUAUUUAAAGAUAUAAUUUUAAUAAAUUACAUACAUAAAAUGCAACAUUCAAUAAAAUAUCAAAAUAUUUUUGCUUAAA
Molecule: messenger RNA, 1150 nt
Organism: Leptidea sinapis
Lineage: Eukaryota; Metazoa; Arthropoda; Insecta; Lepidoptera; Pieridae
Gene: bug
Product: thioredoxin domain-containing protein 15
Exons: 2
Coding region: 103-987 (294 amino acids)
Biological process (GO): cilium assembly
Cellular component (GO): cilium
Source: RefSeq, a predicted model, not a curated record